Mercurialis annua (annual mercury) is the source of this 1927-nucleotide messenger RNA. RefSeq names its product protein DETOXIFICATION 16-like. The coding region runs from base 335 to 1825 and encodes 496 amino acids. The record is from RefSeq and is a predicted model, not a curated record. Gene Ontology annotation, biological process: xenobiotic detoxification by transmembrane export across the plasma membrane. Lineage: Eukaryota; Viridiplantae; Streptophyta; Magnoliopsida; Malpighiales; Euphorbiaceae. The transcript is spliced from 8 exons. Gene Ontology annotation, molecular function: antiporter activity; xenobiotic transmembrane transporter activity. Gene Ontology annotation, cellular component: membrane.
UGAAGAGUGGGAAUAAAUAAGUGGUCUGUUUGAAAGGUGAUUGCCUUUUCCUGGGUUCCUUCUAAAAUAAUAUGGCCAUGUGCUAUAUGGUAAUCAAUGGCUGAUCAUAAUCUUCCUAUAUUUUAUAUGGCGUGAACAGCAUGUUUACAGUUUUAUCAAUAAAAAAAAAAAAUUAUUGCGGGCUAUUAUAUCAGUUCAGAUACUAUGUAAUUAGUGGCUCGGCAAUUGUGAAUAUUAUAUCAAAAAUAGCUGGCUGCUGAGAUUAAUUGUUAGAUAUAUAUACACUCCAGCAGACUGAUGCACCAUAAUCUAGUCAGCUUGAGGCUCCAUCAGCAUGGAUCAAGAUGAUCACCUCUCUAAAUCUACUCCUCUGAUUCUAAGCUAUAAUGGCGAAUGCAAUGAGAAUAAUCUCGUCAAGAAUGUUUAUUCAAAAGCAGAGGUGAUAACAGAACUAAAGAAGCAGAUGAGCUUGGCAGGACCUCUAAUUGCUGUUAAUUUCUUUCAAUUUAGUUUACAGAUGGUUUCAGUUAUGUUCGUUGGCCAUCUUGGCGAGCUUUCUCUCGCAGGGGCGUCAAUGGCUACUUCCUUUGCUGGAGUUACCGGUUUCAGUUUCCUGCAGGGAAUGGGAAGUGCGCUAGAAACAUUCGCUGGGCAAGCCUACGGAGCAAAACAAUAUCACAUGCUCGGCGUUCACAUGCAGAGAGCUAUUUUUGUUCUUGCACUUAUGAUCAUUCCCAUCUCGUUCCUUUGGGCGAAUUCCAGACAUCUUUUCAUGAUUUUUGGAUUAGAUACAGAAAUUGCUAGUUAUGCUCAUAUUUACAUCUUGUGGUUAAUCCCGGCCAUUCUUCCUUUCGGUAUCCUUCAAUGUCAAGUCAGAUUCUUACAGGCACAAAAGCUUGUGCUACCUCUGUUGAUUAGUACUGGAAUUAGUAGUUCAAUGCAUAUUCUUCUGUGUUGGACACUCAUACUCAAACUUGGCUUUGGUCAUAAAGGGGCUGCUCUGUCUAUAGCCAUCAGUUAUUGGAUCAAUGUGUGGUUUUUGGCAAUAUAUAUUAAGUAUUCUCCAGCAUGUGAGAAGACUUGGACAAGUUUCUCAAAGGCUGGCAGGGAAAAUCUUGUUGAUUUCAUGAAGCUUGGAAUACCUUCAGCUCUUAUGAUCUGUGCGGAAUCAUGGUCAUUUCAAAUACUUGUUCUGAUGUCCGGUCUUCUUCCCAAUCCAAAGCUGGAAACAUCAAUGAUGUCAAUCAGUCUUAAUACAAGCUCAUUAGUCUUCAGAAUCACUGUUGGUUUGGGAAGUGCUGUAAGUACGAGAGUAUCAAAUGAAUUAGGUGCCGGAAACUAUCAAUCAGCUCGAUUAGCAGUGCGUAUAGUACUAUGGUUUGCGGUUAUGGAGAGUAUUCUGUUAAGCUCAAUAGCAGUUGCAGUUCGAAAUGUAUGGGGUUACUUGUUUACCAAUGAACUUGAAGUUGUCACAUAUUUAGCUUCUAUAAUGCCAAUUCUCGCAACAUCCAAUUUUAUUGACGGAGUUCAGGGUGUUCUUUCAGGUGUUGCGAGAGGAUGUGGUUGGCAAAAAAUGGGAGCUUAUGUGAAUUUAGGAGCUUAUUACCUUGUUGGCGUCCCAUGUGCUAUAGUUUUGACUUUUGUUUUUCACUUUGGGGGAAAGGGACUAUGGAUGGGAAUAAUUUCUGGUAGUUCGCUACAGACAAUUUUGCUACUAGUAAUUACGAUGCACACAAAUUGGGAGUCAGAAGCCAAAAAAGCAAGGGAUAGAGUGUAUGCCUCGAGCAUCCCCAUUAAUGGGAGUGUCACGCCCACUUUACUAUAGAAUUAUAUCAAUGUAUAUCUUUGUUUUUCAUUUGAGAAUUGUAUGUUUUUAAUUAUAUAUUAAUUUAAAAUUCAUUUUAUUCUUAAAUAAACUCAUUUUAGA